This is a messenger RNA of Mugil cephalus (flathead mullet), 3149 nucleotides long. It is a transcript of the gene herpud1, whose product is annotated as homocysteine-inducible, endoplasmic reticulum stress-inducible, ubiquitin-like domain member 1. Gene Ontology annotation, biological process: endoplasmic reticulum unfolded protein response; endoplasmic reticulum calcium ion homeostasis; negative regulation of endoplasmic reticulum stress-induced intrinsic apoptotic signaling pathway. Gene Ontology annotation, cellular component: endoplasmic reticulum membrane. NCBI's taxonomy places the organism in Eukaryota, Metazoa, Chordata, Actinopteri, Mugiliformes, Mugilidae. The transcript has 8 exons. Bases 203 to 1456 code for a protein of 417 amino acids. The record is from RefSeq and is a predicted model, not a curated record. Gene Ontology annotation, molecular function: transmembrane transporter binding.
UUGUUCCUGUAAAGCCCCGUAAGACACCCAGCAAGAGGAAGACACCCACAUACGCCUUUAGAGGAGAAGAUCUCCGCCACUUCCCUCUUUGUCUUUCGAAAACAACUCGGUUAGUUUCUUUUAGUUUUAAUUCUCUGCUGAGCAUCGUUUGAGCAAAUAUCAACCUCAGCUGGAGGCUACAGCGAACGACAGAGGCAGUAAAAUGGAGGAUUCUCAACAAGAGACGAUCAGUUUGGUCAUUAAAACGCCUAACCAGGCUCAGGGGGACCAAACCGUGGAAGGCGUCUCCCUGACGUGGACAGUGAAGGACCUGAAAAUGCACCUGUCAAACAUUUACCCCAACAAACCGACUGUGAGCGACCAGAGGCUGAUCUACGCUGGUAAACUGCUACUGGAUCAUCAGAACAUUAAAGAGAUCUUCAGACAGACGGAGCCCAUUCCCACGCUGCACCUGGUGUGUGCUAUCAGGACUCCACCACAGGGGCCUCUGGGAGCCAGACCCAAGACCAAAGCCACAGUGCAGCCACAAGCCUCCAGUCCAUCGCCAGCGUCGUCCUCACCGGUCCAGACUCCCAGCAUGCCGGAGAUGAGGCAGAGGAGGCCGACGUCUGCUGCUCCAGCUCAGACCCCACCAUCUCCAACAGGACCUCCCACGUGGCCCCCUGCUGCAGUACCUGGAGCUCCACAGAUGACCCAGCCGGCUUUUCCUAACUACUCCCUGUACAGCCCUCAGCAGCUGCUGUGGCUCCAGCACGUCUACGCCAGACAAUACUACAUGCAAUACCAAGCCGCGUUGGCAGCAGCCGGCACCGUCCACUCGACGCCGGCCGGCACCGUCGGCCAGUACCCUCCAGUUCCCGCCCACCAAGUGGCCGUCCCAGCCCCCUUGGCCAACCAGAACCCCAUCAACGAACACCUGCCGGCGAAUCAGAACCACCGCCCGGCGCAGGACGGCGCCUUCAUCAACCCGGGGGAGGCCAACCAGAACAUGCGGGUGAACGCGCAGGGCGGGCCCCUGGUGGAGGACGAGGACGACAUGGAGCGAGACUGGCUGGACUGGCUGUACACGGCGGCGCGCCUCGGCGUUCUGCUCAUGAUCGUGUACUUCAACUCCAACCUGAGCCGCUUACUGCUGGUGAUGAGCACCCUCCUCCUCAUGUACCUACACACUGCUGGCUGGUUUCCCUUCAGGAGGCAAGCGCAGGCCCAAGGUCCAAACCACCUGCAGCCGCCUGAGGCUGUCCAGCGGAACAGACUCCCAAACCAGGACCCGGCUGACGAUGUCGCCGACCGACCGAGGGAGGAAGCUGGGUCCGAAGCUUCCGAGGGCCCGGGGCCGAUGGAGGCCGUGUUGGUGCCUCCUCACAGGGUGUCGGCCAUGUGGACGGCCUGGGUCUUCUUCAAGACGUUCUUCUCCUCCCUCAUCCCGGAGGUUCCUCAGGGCAUGGCCAACUAGCUGCACCCUGGAACAGAGACGGUGAUUUCCCAUGAUGAAACGGAGGCUGAGAGGUGUCGUAUGCAUGUCAGCGAUGCGGGAAAAAACACCAAACACCAGCAAAACGAAGCCGUCCCGCCAAAAAAACGACAACAAUGAACUCCUCAACUCCUCCUGCUGCUCUCCUGAUGCCUCUAAAGGCUUUGGUAGGCGUGUAGCCACACGGAUGGUUUUAAUAUCCGUAAAAAUAUGAACUCUUGAAUGACUCUUCCUCUGAGGUGGUUUGCGUUCACAGAAAUUUGGAUCCUUUGGGAUUUAAAAUCAGUGUUCAUACACUCUCAUUCGCCUUACAUCGUCUGGUCUGUUCUGGAUUCAGAUUCUCUGUAACAGCCGGACACAUCUAGUCAAUCAUUUUUUGCAUGGGAAGCAAAAAAAAGGCCGCCUCCUCUUCACCUUCUCCUUCCUUCUUCCCCUCCUUGUUCUUCUUGUUCUCCUCCUUCUUUUUUGUCUUCUCCUCCUCCUUCUUCUUCUUCUUCUUUUAUUUCCAGCAGAUUUGACACUCCACAGCACCACGUCCUCUUCUCACAACCCCCUGUCUUCUUCUCAUUCUUCUCUUGUCAUCCUCUGACUUUGUCAACACCUUCUUCUUCACCUCCUUCCUCUCUUCAACCCAAACCUCUUCAUCACGCUCCAGAGCAUCAGAGCCAGAUUUUGGCUUUUAACCAGAGAAGAAGAAGGAAGAAAUCAUUAAGACUUUUUGGGAUUUUUUAAAUUUUUUUUUUUGGUGAAGCACCAAAUUAUGAAAAACCAAAAGCACCAAAAAUAUUUAAGUUUGUAGUUUUCACUUGGUGAUUUCAAGACUUACAUUUCAUAAACAUGAAUUGAAAACUGUUUGUUAAAUUGAAAUCACAAAACCACAAUUUUUUUUUUCAUUUUUUACAGAAAAAAUGAUCAAAUUGUGAAGAGUGUGGCCUUUAUUUGCUUCCUCAGUCACCGUAAUAAGAAAAAAAUACACAUUAAUUAAAAAUAGCUCUGUACCUUAUGUGCCAUUUCAUUUCUCAGUUGCGCUGCAGUUGAAUUUAUCAAAUGAUUGUGACCAAAUCAGUCUGUGGCAAAAAUAAUAAGGAAAAAAAAGCUUUGUAAAUAUUAUUGUAUAUACCUAAAGCACUUUACAACAAGUUUAUUAUGCAAGCUUCUUAACACAUAGAGCGGUCGUGAUUUAUUAUAUUAAUAAUAAUUAUUAUUAUCAUUAUUAUUAAUAUUUAUAAUGUGAUUCAUAGGAUGUUUUCAAAGGUCAAAGUUAACAACCUAGUCAAUUAUUUAUAACAUCUGAAAUGAAGGUGAGUUUAAAUGUCAUCUUUCAGUCCUCUUGUUUUUUUACAUUCCAGGUUAUAAAGAAAAAUUAAUCAACGUUCAGUCGUUCUCUCCUGGACCGACCAUUUUAAGCUCAUUCUUUCAGUUCAGGUCAAUCUAAAUGUUUUGAUUUUAUCUUUUAAUUCUAACAGGAAGUAAGUGUUUUUUACCUGUUAAAGUAAUAAGGGGAAAGGGCGCUCUCUUCCUGUGAUCCUGUAAAAAAUUAUGACUCUGAUUCCCUCUGGGAAAAAAAGAGAAUAGUAGUUUUUGGUUCAUUUUUAAUUUUUAAUGUCUCUCUGUACGAUAAAGUGUGUUGAGGAAGGUUUGCCAUAAUGGAUGCAAUAAAUGUUGUUAACGUCAA